Molecule: messenger RNA, 3579 nt
Organism: Durusdinium trenchii
Lineage: Eukaryota; Dinophyceae; Suessiales; Symbiodiniaceae
Source: the annotation of a GenBank genome assembly
GACAGCAUGCAGUAGUUGGGGAAGGUCCUGCGAUGGAUGUGUGCAAUUGGCUGCAAUGCAGUACUCAAACGACUUAUUUGUGUCAGCCCUUCCACAAAAGAAAGCCAUGGACCAAGCGCCACGAGUCUACGCACCAAGCUGGAUGCAACGCCCCAUGGAGGCUGUGAGAAUCAUGCCCCAAGCUACUGCGCCCACUCCUUUGCCGGUGACGCAACUACAGUUGCCGAUGCCACAAGGUGUGCCAAAGCGCAAAGGGAUAGACAUUCCCAUUAGAGAAAUGAAGGCGAGUGCUGCAAGUGGACCCCUUGGGCGCCCGACCGGGUCCCAAGGUGUUGUCACCGGUGCAGGUGGACAAGUCCCCAAGGCGGAGUUGACCAAGACACCGCGCGAUGAGGAGGACGAACUACUCUUCCCCCAAGACCUGCAAGAACUCAAGGGCAGCCGCACCCCUUCACCGGAGCCCACAAGCUCUCGACAGACUGCAAAACAACACUUGGCUGAGCUUCUCGACCUGUGGAAGACUACGCGCCGCUUGGAGGAGACAGCAGUUGGGCCACAAGAAAAGCAACGCAUUGAGAAAGUCUUCUUUGAGACGAUGCCUUCAGACAAGGUGAAAAUUGUCGAGGUCAAGCGCGUGAUGCAGCCCAACUUGCUGAACCAGUUUUGCAAAGAGGAGGAAUCCUCAAUGGCCAUGCAUGAGGGUCAGCUUAAGACUCACAAAGAGUUCAUGCUGCUACAUGGAACCCGAUGGGACUAUGCACCUUUGAUUGCCGAGAAUGGCUUGGACCCAACCUGCGGGCAUUUGGCCAAAGGUUCCUGGCUUGGCGGAAUUGCCGAGAAGGCCCAUUCUUAUGCAUCCAAAGGUCCAGGACCUGAGACCUCCGAGGGUGAUCGGCUCUUUGCCUUGUUUGUGGUUGCUGCUGUCCCAGACCUGAUGGACGGCGACGACGAAAGGUCCUUUGGAGUUUGGCGCAUGAUGUCGGGCAAACGCAUGUAUCCUGCUUAUCAUGUUGUCUAUUCUGCGCCUAUGGACAUCAAACGGAAGAAACCGUUGAUUGAACCGCGUCAGAACAAGGCGACACUCCUCCGAAAACAGAACUUGGAAGGUGGUGACAAGGCCGACCUUCCAAGCGCACGAGAAGGCCGCUGCCGAAGUUCAAGCCCCGAGAGGCGGGAGGAGAAGUUAUUGGCUACGCCAACAACGCAAUCAAGUAGCCCCGAUGCAGACAUGUGUAUGGCUAGUUGGCCCCUUGCAGCGGCGACAUCACCUGCUCUCAAGGUUUAUCAGGUGCGUGUGGUGGGCGCUGAUUCGCCCAGCGCGGGUUCUCCCUCUCCUGGCUCGCCUGGUGGACGGGCCAUGUCCGAGGACCCGUCCUCGGCCGAAGACGUCAGCCGAACACCAUCACCCGAACCUUCCAGAGGUAUGAGUGUCGCUAAGCAGCAACUGGGCGAGUUGCUGGAAAUCUGGAAGACGACGCGAUAUUCCCCAGAACCCAUUGGACAGAAUGAGACACAAUGCAUCGAGAAGAUCUUCUUUGAAACAAUGCCGGCGGACAAGGUCAAGAUUGUAGAGAUGAAGCGUGUGCUGCAGCCAACCUUGCUGCGUCGGUUUGUGACGGAGGAGCAGGAGUCCAUUGCCAAGCAGAAGACUGAACGAAAAACGCACAAGCAGUUCAUGCUGAUGCACGGCACCCGGUGGGACUAUGCUCCCUUGAUCCUGGAGAACGGGUUGGACCCAACUUGCGGCCAUUUGACCAAGGGCACAUGGCUGGGAGGAAUUGCAGAGAAGGCGCAUUCCUAUGCAGCCAAGGGCCCAGGACCUGAAGCCAACCAAGAUGGAGAUCGUUUGUUUGCAUUGUUCGUUGUGGCGGCAGUUCCUGACUUGAUGGAUGGGGAUGAUGAAAGAUCCUUCGGUGUGUGGAGAAUUCAAUCCGGAAAGCGCAUGUACACAGCGUACCAUGUCAUUUACUCCGCACCAAUGGAUAUUCGCCGGAAACGUCCACUGAUUGAGCCACGGAAGAACAAGGCAACAAUGCUGAGAAAGCAGAGCCUCGACGGCAUCGACAAGAUCGACAGCCCCUCUCCCACCGGCAGCAAGUCCCCUCGCACGCGCAGUGCCAGCCCUCCAAGAGGACGGGAAGAUCGUCUCCCAAUCACUUUGGGCAACCAAAGCCAUCUCAACCCGGACAUCGCCGCAAGCAGUUGGCCACUGUGCCCGCGUCCGGUGGACGCACGUAUGGCCUCGACAUCCCCAGCAUUGAAGGUUUACCAGCCUCCACGCGCGUCCACAGCCGAGUCGAGCUCUAACUCCCCAAUCAAGCGAAGGAGUUCUGCCGAUGUUGCCACCUUGGAGAAUCGUCUUUCUCCUGGCUUUGGCCAGACACAGCCAAGCUUGAAGCCCAAGCCGGAGACAAGGCAGCCGGCGGCGCCCAAGCUCCUAAAGGAGCCCAAGGAGCCCAAGGAAACUCCAAAGGAGGAGCCGAAGGAGGCAAAGGCAGAUCAAUUGAAAGACCGCGGCUCCCUUGCGUCAGCGGAGAGUUGGGAAGUACAGCUGGAUCAGGGAUGGGUUCCGUUCCGUCCCGGCAGCAAGUUUCGAGAUGAUCCAGGCUCUUCUCAACGCAUUUGCCAUGGCAAGUUCUGGUACACUCUGGCAUUUGAUGAGAAUGGCUCCACGGGCAAGCAGAUCAACCAUUGCACGGGCAAGGUGAGGCCGUUGCGCCGAGUGCAAGGUCCACCGUGUGCUGCAAGUGCUGGCUCGGAGACAAGCACAGAGAGGCCUCAGAAGCAUCCUCCACAACCAGCAGCAGUGGCACGGCAGAGCAGCACAGUCAGGGCACAGGAAUAUCUUCAAGAAGGCUUAUCUCUCGGGUCUGCUGUUUUGUGUCUGGGGGUAUAUGAGGCUAGCAGCGCUUUGCUCUGGAAGCAAGUCUUUGAAGGCAGUUGCUUUCAUGUUUGUUCGGGACACGGCCAGCGUUCACCAACAUAUGUUUUGCAUAUCAAGAAGCUACUUUGGAUAUUUCUUCAAACAGCGAUGCAGUCAAACAUGGUUUCAAACGGCCGGGGAGCCUUCGAGUCUUUGAAACACUUUAUUAUUAUUGGACCAAGCUCAAGGCUGACCGAAUUAGGUUGUCUACGUUGUCCACCACUUGACUAGCGUUCGUUCUGGCUGGUUGUUUUUCACGCUCUCUCUCUCUCUAGCAUCAUGUACAGCUUUAGCAGCAAGUUAUAUUCACUGUGGUAAGGAACAGGGACAAAACGUUCCUGACUCGGUUUUGUUUUGUCAGUGCAUUGUGCUAUGGUCCAAGAAAAGGAACCCAAAACCUCAAGCCAAAGAUACACACCACCGACCAUGACGGUGCCGACUGCAAACAUAAAGUAAACUAACUGCUACAAAGUCGCCGUCCCUCAGCAGAAUUGCAGCCAGCCACCUGCCAAGGCGCCCAACGGCUUUCCCAACUUGCUGACAUCUGCCAACGUCACAUUUUGAAGAGGCUGCCACUUAGAGAAGCGCUUCAUGAAAUGAACUUGCUUGCUUCUCCGCCGGUCCGUUUCGAGAAGGUGGUUAAACCAAGAAUGCGC